AUGAGUGCUUCGAUGUACAACUACUGGAACAAUCCGUCUUAUCAGUUUUACAACGAUUAUAUUAACAGUGAAAAUAAAAACAAUGUUUACCAAGGACAGUAUCCUCCAUACAGUGUUAAAGAAGAACCUACUUACAACAACUGCAGGUAUAAUCAACCGUAUUCGCCACAUAUGGAUAAUUCCUUAACGCCGCCACCUGCUUACAAUUAUAAUAAUUAUUAUCAAGAACAAGUUGCUUCACCUACAUCCACCACAUCCACCCCAACACCCCAACCUCAACCUUCUCCAAAGGAUGAUUCUCCAGCUUUAAGAGCUCUAUUAACAAAACCAGAAGGAAAAAAAGUAGCCUACGACUAUUUUAACCCCUAUCAAAAACCACCUUUCGAAGAUCACCACUUUAAACCUGCCCAGGUUAAUCAGGAUGAAGAAAGACAGAAUACGUCCCCGGUUAAGGAGCAACACGAUGAACUACAGCAACAAAGUGCGGCUGAUAACUUUGCGGACGCCCAAAACAAUUAUUAUCCAUGGAUGAAAAGUAAUGGUGAUAAAUCGGGCCAAGGAAGCAAAAGAACCCGCCAAACGUACACGAGAUACCAAACGCUGGAACUCGAGAAGGAAUUCCAUUCGAACAAAUACCUUACAAGACGACGAAGGGUGGAAAUAUCGCAGACCCUGUGCCUCACAGAACGUCAAAUUAAAAUAUGGUUCCAAAACAGGCGAAUGAAGGCGAAGAAGGACACAAAAUUCAUGAUGCCGCCGGAGUUUUCCAUGUCGGAGGAUGUUAAUCAAAAUUGCGGAUUUACCGGUCAAAUGUACCAAAAGUCCUUUUACGAGGAUGCAGGAGAAGGACAAAGCGAAGAGACUUCAACGGUAACCGCCCCGACAAACCUUUACAUUAAAAACGAAAUCGCGAUGCCUAUGACGCAAAUUAACAGUAUUCCAGGGCCGCCUUUAUCAUCACAUGGGCUCAUAAAUUAA
This is a messenger RNA of Brassicogethes aeneus, 978 nucleotides long. NCBI's taxonomy places the organism in Eukaryota, Metazoa, Arthropoda, Insecta, Coleoptera, Nitidulidae. The record is from the annotation of a GenBank genome assembly.